This is a messenger RNA of Mastomys coucha (southern multimammate mouse), 7414 nucleotides long. RefSeq names its product phosphatidylinositol specific phospholipase C X domain containing 2 (gene Plcxd2). Gene Ontology annotation, molecular function: phosphoric diester hydrolase activity. The record is from RefSeq and is a predicted model, not a curated record. The transcript is spliced from 4 exons. Gene Ontology annotation, biological process: lipid metabolic process. The coding region runs from base 562 to 1584 and encodes 340 amino acids. NCBI's taxonomy places the organism in Eukaryota, Metazoa, Chordata, Mammalia, Rodentia, Muridae.
CGCCAGAGUCCCGGGGCCGCCGGUUACUCUUCUGAGAGCCCUUCAGAAAAGCACAGGGCAGUGGGCAGAGAAGCCAGGGGGCGGAGGUGCAGGCAGGCCCAGGCUGUGUGUCAGCCUGGGGACACCCGCGGAAGCACCCAUGAACGAGAGAUGGUGCAACCGGGGCACGCACGUGUGUGCAGCCCGCUGGCACGUCUCUAUGCCCUGUGGGCACCUGUCGUGUGAGUAGCUCCGGGUGUGGCUGUUCCUGGAUGCUUUGGGUUUCAGUAAGGUUUGUAUCUUUGGGCCUGCCUCCCCCGUCUCCAGAGGGGAACUAAGAAGUUUAACUGAGCAGGGACUGAGGAGAUUAAAGGAGUGGAUCUCAGAGGCAAGGCGGAGAGGGUGGGGACUGCGGGCGCAGCAGGCAGGGAAGCACCUAUUUGACCCAUCUGCCAGCUAGAAAAGAGUCUUGAAAAGACUGGCGUGACCCAUGUGCUCUGAAAUGUCUAGAGAGCCCCGAGCGGUGAUGACCACAGAGUGAGUGGCACUAGGCUGAGCCUGUCUAGUUCGUGGACAACAGGGAUGCUUGCAUUUAGAAAGGCCAGAAGGAAACUCAGGAUGGGCACCAUCUGCUCUCCCAAUCCCAGCGGGACAAAGACAGCCUCGGAAGUCUGCAAUGCCGACUGGAUGGCCUCGCUGCCCCCUCACCUCCACAACGUCCCCCUUUCCAAUCUGGCAAUCCCAGGCUCCCAUGAUUCAUUCAGCUACUGGGUAGAUGAAAAGUCCCCAGUGGGGCCUGACCAAACCCAAGCUGUCAAACGCCUUGCCCGGAUCUCCUUGGUGAAAAAGUUAAUGAAGAAAUGGUCUGUAACUCAGAACCUGACCUUCCGGGAACAGCUGGAGGCUGGGAUCCGCUACUUUGACCUACGUGUGUCUUCCAAGCCUGGAGACACUGAUCAAGAGAUCUACUUCAUCCAUGGGCUAUUUGGGAUCAAGGUUUGGGAUGGUUUGAUGGAGAUUGAUGCAUUCCUUACUCAGCAUCCUCAAGAGAUCAUCUUCCUGGAUUUCAACCACUUCUAUGCCAUGGAUGAGGCCCACCACAAAUGCCUGGUUCUGCGGAUCCAGGAGGCCUUUGGGAACAAGCUGUGCCCAGCCUGCAGCGUGGAAAGCAUGACACUGCGGAGUUUGUGGGAGAAGAAGUACCAGGUUCUCAUUUUCUAUCACUGUCCCUUCUACAAGCAAUACCCAUUCCUGUGGCCAGGGAAGAAGAUUCCGGCACCCUGGGCAAACACCACGAGCGUGCAAAAACUGAUCCUCUUCCUGGAGACCACCCUGAGUGAGCGAGCCCCACGUGGGGCCUUCCAUGUCUCCCAGGCUAUCCUCACCCCAAGAGUGAAGACAAUUGCCCGAGGCCUGGUGGGGGGCCUCAAGAAUACACUAGUUCACAGGAAUCUCCCUGCCAUUCUUGACUGGGUGAAGACUCAAAAGCCUGGAGCCAUGGGUGUCAACAUCAUCACAUCUGACUUCGUGGACCUGAUAGACUUUGCCACUACUGUGAUUGAGUUGAACGACCUUCUAGAGGAUCGAGCUCUGACUAAGUGUUGAAUUCAUGCUUUGUUUAAUUUGAUGUUGAGGUUGUUGAUCCAAGGUAGGAUUUUUUUUUGAGGGUUCUAGGAAAGAUGGCUCACUCCUAGGCACUCAUGGGGAAGUGAGGAAGAGAAAGAAGGCCCUCUCCCUUUCCUCACAUAGCCAUUUGGAUUUUUAAACAAUAAUCUAAGGGUUUUCAUUGCAUUUUCCCCAAAUGAGACUUUUACAAACUUAAGCCUACGAGAAGAAUGUAUAUUUCCUAUGGUUAACAUCAUGAUCUCCCCAGUGGCUUGUUCCAUGGAAGCAUCCUUUUCAGGUUCUGUGGGCUAUGCAACGUAUUAAUUGGCCCAGCUUCCUGCCGUCUUCUGGGAUGGUUUGAGCCUGUGUGAAGACUAAAUCAGAAAGGCAUUCCUGGUCAGAAGAAUAGCACAUGCAAGCAAGGAAGUCCCCGCAAUCAGCCCAGAGCUCUAAGGAGCUCCUAGGGAGCAAGAACCAGGUCUCUCACGAACUGUACAGAACCACCACUUUUCUGUGAGAGCAAGAUAUGUUUAUUAUCACAGUGCUCAGCCACAGGCUAGCUCUACAUAUCUUGGACUGGAAGUGGGCACUUUGGUUCUUCAUAUAAACAGUGCGCACUACCUUUAAUGUCAGAAAUAAAGUAUUAUCUUAUUUUAACAUAUUUUGGGCCCUAUCUUUAAGAUGAAAGAAACAGAUGGUUCUAAUCAGUCUUUUAUGUGAGGGCCCAAUACACACGGAACAUGCAUGUUUGUUGCAUGCCAGACUUCUUUGAUUUAGUUCUGUAGCUUUCUCCCCAAAUGACUAUCAGGCAAGUACCUGCAUCAUUUUGGCAAAGUCCUCCUUGGAGCAAGGUCUUCAAGCCAGAUAGCAGAAUUCUAUUGUAUGGUUAUCUGUCUGGGACCUGGUCUGCUGCAUGACACAAUGCUUGUUUUUGACACCGUGGAGGCUGACACAGGAUGCGUGGGAACGUGCAAUGGAAUUAAAGGACGACGUUUCAAGUGGGUUUGGAGACAGUCUGCAACUCCUUGCAAACAAGACUACCUCGGGGACAUUUAGCAUGACUCGUAUGUCAUCAAGUGAGGGAAAAAAAGCAAUGCUGGACAUUUCUGCUUGUUUUUCCAUUUGGACUAUUUUCUGUGGGUUGUUCUGCCAACUGCCUUUGCAUGAGGGCUUGGAGACACAAGGGGAAUUUUUUUUUUUAAUUGAUAAGAGGUGCUUUUGAUUGAUAAGAGCCCUCUUUUGUUUUAUUUGCUUUGGUUUUGUAUUUAUUGAUUUAUUUAUUCAUAGAGUAAGGAUCUGCGGUGUUCCUUGCCUGAAGAACACUCACAGAUGCUUCCUGGACUUUUCCUACCCAGGACGCUGCUGUGGUCAUCCACUCAUGCACUGUGUGGUGCAUCUCAGGGGCCGUGAGUGACCUCGUAACUUUGCUAUGGAUGCCCUACCCCACCCUAAUCUCGCUGAGGACAAUGUAUAGGUGUGGAUGUGAUCCAGACCUAGGAAGCUACUGCCAAAGGCAUGCACAGGGACAGAUGUGAAAUGGUCACGAGAAACUAACUACACAGGCACUUCUGUGAGAGCGUUGGCAAGAGAACUGGGAUUCAUGGCUGAGCACAUACGUUCGUGAGUGCGAUUUGCUAACCUUCAGCCCUAUUUGAGAAUCCCUAAGGAGGUGUCAGAUUCCACACUCCUAAGGAGGAAUAUCAACAGGCAGUCUCGGGUGGGGAGGUGCAUUUACAGAGAUGGCUAGACCUUCUUCUAGUACUUCUCACAUCUCUCCCUUUGAUUGCCUUCAGUUGGGCAAGCUGACUGCCCUGGGGAUAUCUUGGGUGAGCUAUUGAAAACAUGCAUGCCCCUAAUGGCUGAUCAUCUGACCUUUCUUUCUCUAAAGUAAUUUAGGCCUUGACUUCUCACUUCUAUAGUUCAUGGAGGCUACAGCACAAAUGCCUCUGAGAAAACCUGAUUUAACUUCUCCAGUUCUGGAGUUUGAAUCCUGCCCAGAGGUGGCUUCUGGAAUGUUCUUGUCAAAUUUGGCAGAGCCUUCUCUCGUUGCAACUUCCUCGUUGCGUAGGAGUGCAUACACUCAUCAUCUUAAUUUUCCUUCAGUUGUGAUGCUGAGCUCUACAGAGAGACUCCCUAAACCUUAGUCUGCCCUCAGGAGUUUACUUUUUUUACUUUUUUUUUUUUAUAUUGUUGCAUUAUGUUUUGGUUUUGGUUUUAAUUAUCAGCUAGUUUCAAGGGACUAGAUCAUGCCCUUCUGUUAACCCUUUGUUACUUGGCGAAGAGAUAAAGAGGCAAGAGGAGAGUCAUUCUGCUCUGCUUUCCUUGCCCCUCAGCUCUGUCCAGGUGCUUGGUGCUAUGGAGCCUGGUGUGUCAGCAGGUGUCUGCACUGCAUGGAUACCAGUUUCACUUGAAGGCUACAGACUGUUCAGUGAACUGUUUACUUCGUUUUCUCCCUUUCUUCUUAAAUACACAGUUGUAUUUCACUUCUGACAUUUAAGUACACCUCAGUGUUUGCAUGAGGCACCAUCAUAACACAGAAGCACAGAACACUUCCAAGGCCACGUGGAUGGGCCCCUUCUCCCUCAGUGAGUGCAUGGAUGGAUGUAAGCUUACCAGCUCAUCCAUGUGGCGUACAUUAGGGUCCCAGCCUUGCUGUUAUUCUGAAAGUCUGAGAGGUAGGGAGAGGAUUAUUCACAAUUCCUCCCAGGAAUUACUUCAAUCUCUGCCCCAAGAAAAGGCUUCCAAUGUUGUAAGAGGCUGCAUGUAUUUUGUGCCUUGAAGACAGGCAGAAAUUUCAAGUGAGUUAGACAGAGAGAAAAAUAGAGCGAGGGCCCCAGGGCUCAUUCUGCCAUAGUUACAAGUUAGAGUUCUGACCCAAAUAUAUCACAUGCUUUCUAAAAUCCAGGGAGUCAUUCAGAUUUAAGAAAAAAAAAAAAAGACUCUCACAGUUGUUCAGAAUCAACUUCAAGAGCAGCUAAAAUGCUGCUUGGUUAACUUUGUUUGGGUUCAUUUCUGUUUGGAAAUUUAACUGGGUUCUUCAUGAACUCUAUGCACCAUCCCAACACAGUCAUAUUUCCUUGAUGGCCAGGCCUAGAUGGCCUAGGUCUCUGUGGGUCAGAACGGUGUCUCAGGGCUUGAACACUGAGUUUAUCAGAAGUUCCAAGUAUGUUAUGGAUGGAGACAAUUUUCUUAGGAUUGAACAGAGAGGUCAAGAUGGAUGUGGUGUAAGAGAUUUGUGAGUGUUUGAGGAUUUGGUCUGAGAUCAUGGCAGAUCUUAGAAGUCAUGCAAAAAAAAAAAAAGUGCUUAUAUUUGCUGCAUAAGAUUUGAUAGUCACUGUUUUCUCUAGUGCUGGGUCCAGACCCUGAAUUUCUUAGAACCGUUAAUUUAGAGUUUAGGGUUCAAAUCCAACAUUUUAUAUACAUGCAAAGAAAAGCACAAGAUCUGAGCAGAGAUACUGACAGACCUUAAGAAUCCCAGAUUUUUCAUAGCCUCAUGUUCACAUCUGAAAUUUUAUGCUUCUAUCCAGGAAGGUGAAGAAUUCUGAGAUUAAAUGAAGCUUUCUGAUGUGUCCGGAUAUUUCCUUUUUUUUUUCCCCAGUGGUUAGGGUUAGGGUUAAGUUCAGGGGUUGGUUAGGGUUAGAUCUCACCAGGAGGAAGCAUUUCCAAAGAGACAUGAUACAGCACCCCCCCCCCACCCCCGUGAGCACAAAGUGAAAGAUAGAAACUCAGAAGAAAUCCAGGCUGAAAGGAAAUUGCUAUUUCCUCUGAGAAGCAAAAGGACUACAAGCUGACAUCAUUACAGAGGUUUUAUGAUGUCUUUGAUUGUUAUGUUCUGGGACAUAGAACUGGCUAAUGAAUGUGCCACAGCCAGGAGAUCUCCCAUACCUGAGCAACUGGUCCUGGGAUAACUUGUCAUUGGUUCUUUCAUCUUUAAUAAUGAUGCAAAUCUCAAAUGGAUGGUUCUUAAAAUAUAUGAGAUCCUAGGGCUCAGCCUAAAUGCCUUGUAGUCCAUGUAUGUACCCUUAGCAUGAGUCUUCCUUUUGUGCACACGUGCAAAGAAUACGGUUAGACUCAUGCAAGAGUGUGGUACAGGCUGAUAGAAUUUGACAAUGUGUUAUUCCUUCUGGAGUCUAAGUAAUGUGUGAGGCUCACUGAAAUCUGCCAAAAUGUACAUGGGCCCCUGAGAGAUGGGCCUUCUCUAGAGGAAACAGUAGGACAUUGAGACUAUCAAACAUCCAAGUUGACAGGAAGCCCAAUUGGUGCAGCAUAGAAGGGCAUGGAUGUCCCUGUAGAUUUCAUUAGCUGUCUAGCGCAUCUUAACCCUCUUCCACAGCUGCUUCCUCGUAGGUGAUACCAUGGUCUCAUUACUCAGUAGUGUCCCCUUGGGACACAGGGAGAGUGGAUUGAUUGAAUAAGAAGUGGUGUCAAUAUAAACUUCCCCUCAAUUCCAGAUGGUUCUAAUCAGCUUGUUACUGCCCCAGGAGACCUCCUAUGUCCACAGCCUUUGGAUUCCCCAGCUUCCUGCUACACACACUGACACUAAUGGCCAUAUGUCUGAGCUAGCCUAACUCUGAAACAACCCUACAAUGAUGCGAUGGAUUCUUUUUUUUAUUUUUAAGAGAAUACUCUAAGAUAAGGAUCUUCUGCUUUAGAUAGUGCUUUAGCAUCAAACCCAGCAAACUUGUCCUUAAAAAUUAUCAAACCCACUUUAAAACAAAAUAGUUUGAAUAAGGUAAUUCCCUCCUCUCUUUGGGGGAAUUCAGAAGCACAUCUGUUGAGGCAACUGCAUCAACAAUCCCGAGGCAUCUUUGGAUCAUCCUUUCCCAUUCCCUUCAUAGAAUACUACUUUCCCCUCUUGUCGAUAGCAUCUCCAUCAUCCACCAAUGAUUGCAUCACAAGAUGCUGACGGAGAGCACACUCUGACCAUGGUGGUGGCUGCUCUUUACCCUUCUCCAAUGCAUUAUUCUGCCUUCUGCUCCCAUCCAGUCAUUAGAACUAUGCUUAGUUAGAGCCCUGCCAUUGGGACCAAUGUUUAAUUCAUAUAGCACAGGCUUGCUCACAGUGUUAAGUUCACUAAGAAGCAUAGCACUUUGAAAAUUCAUACAGGCCUUUGGCAGCUCCAUGUAGUUGCGAUGUCACACCUGUUGUUGGUUUAUAGCCCUAAUAAUAUGUCAAUUAUAGAUCUAUAGUAUCAAGAUGAUAACUCUUAGAUCAUGUUCUAGAAAUAAUAAUACCUUGCUGCUAUUAAUUAUCACAACAGUAUGAAUCAGUAUUAAAUGCAGGUUGUGUAUGCAUUAUUUAUAUUAUGUACAUACCAACUGUAAUACUUAGCAUCCCGGAUCAGUAAUUUAAAAUUACAGAUAUUGUCAUAGUAAAAAUAAGUCUUGGUCAGUUCAGAUUAUUUGUGUAUCUGAUAAAUGCUGUAAUGGAGAUUAUAUUUUGUCUUCUAGUCAUUAAUUUACACUGCAAUGCAUGUGGUUUGCUAAACUUAAGAAAUAAUAAUCAGUUUUACCAAUUUUAAGGUUAGGGAUAAGAUUGUGCAUAUAUGCUACUUGACACUCUGAGAUGUAUCUUGUGGCCUGAUUGUCAAUGUCAUAUACACUUCACCUGCCUUCUUUCCCUCUAGGAAGUAAUUGUUGAAUUGUAUCUCUUCUUUCUUGAAACCUGGAUUAAGUCACUUGAUUCAUCCUAAACUAUUGUGAAGCCACAGUACCUCAUUUUAUCUGUGAAAAAAAAAAAAAAGGUCUGACUAUAUGAUGUGUUUCCUUGUAUUUGAUUUGAGCCAGUUCACAAGGUUUAAACUUAGUAAUAAACGUGAAUCUUUAAUAGC